Messenger RNA from Conger conger (European conger), 1421 nucleotides. RefSeq names its product galanin receptor type 1-like. Gene Ontology annotation, biological process: G protein-coupled receptor signaling pathway; negative regulation of adenylate cyclase activity; positive regulation of cytosolic calcium ion concentration. Bases 1 to 1044 code for a protein of 347 amino acids. The record is from RefSeq and is a predicted model, not a curated record. The transcript has 3 exons. NCBI's taxonomy places the organism in Eukaryota, Metazoa, Chordata, Actinopteri, Anguilliformes, Congridae. Gene Ontology annotation, molecular function: galanin receptor activity. Gene Ontology annotation, cellular component: membrane.
AUGGAUGAAAUCAUGAUGAUGAAUAGAAACGACACAUUCAUUUCGACUGAGAAUCAAACAGCAAGCCAAAGUCACGGGGGUCCGGAGGUUAUUAUUGUCCCUGUCAUUUUUGGAUUUAUAUUUCUCUUGGGUAUCAUAGGCAACACUCUGGUUAUGGUCGUUAUCGGGAGAAUCAAGUCCAGGCGCUCCAGAAGUACCACCAAUGUCUUUAUUCUCAAUCUCAGUAUAGCGGACUUGUCGUUUCUUAUUUUCUGUGUCCCUUUCCAAGCCACUAUUUACUCCCUCCCUGAGUGGGUGUUCGGUGCCUUUCUGUGCAAAUUCGUGCACUACUUUGUGACGGUGAGCAUGCUCGUGAGCAUCUUCACCCUCGUGGCCAUGUCGGUGGACCGCUACAUCGCUGUAGUUCACUCAAAAAAGUCCCCGUGGAUUCGCAGUAAGAAGAACGCGUUCGUCGGAGUCUGCGUUAUUUGGUUGCUGUCGUUUGUGUUUGCUGUGCCUGUGGCUCAACAUCAGACGUUACUUGAACACCAAGGCGCUCCCAACAGUUCGUUUUGCUGGGAGGUAUGGUCCGAGAAGGUGUCCAAACAUACUUACAAAGUGACAAUAUUGAUAAUUGGUUAUUUUCUACCUUUGGUUUUGAUCACAUGCUGUUAUACAAAGGUUCUGCAGCAUCUCCAUAAAAAGAUAAAAAACAUGUCCAAGAAAUCUGAACGCUCAAAGAGAAAGACGGCUCAGACUGUGUUGCUGGUGGUGGCUGCCUUCCUCAUCUGCUGGAUGCCCCAUCACGUCAUCGCCAUGUGGGUGGAGUUUGGCGCCUUCCCCCUGAACGACGCCUCCUUCGCCUUCCGCAUCGUCUCGCACUGCCUGGCCUACGGAAACUCCUGCGUGAACCCCAUCCUCUACGCCUUCCUGUCCGAGAACUUCCGCAAGGCCUGCCGACAGGCCUUCGCCUGCGGCCUCCUCUUCCCUCCCCCGCCCGUGGAGAAGGUCGUCCGCAUCCGCCUGGAGAACUUCUCCACCACCCACUCCACCACCAACGUGUAGCGCAGCCGUGGACCAAGCGAGCGGGAAGACUUCGUCCCCCCCAUCGAAUCUAGACGUGGAGAGGGCUGUAAAUCUGGGACUGAGAGAUGUUUUGACACGAACAGAUUUAGCCCCGAUAUCGCUCAGAUUUCACCUGGAUGUAGCCUGGGUCCGUCCUAGUCAGCUAGAAACCUUUUCGUUAUUGAACCUAAUGCCGAAUACGUUUUCACCUGAACGUCUCUCAGUCCAAGAUUCACAGGCCCCUAGAUUCCGUCUUUUGCUCACUUUUUGCAAAAGCACAUUUUUCAUUUCUUUGCACCCGUCAUCAGCAUCUAAACAUUGGUGAUGUUCUUUUAUCUGACUUCAUGAGCUCCAUGGCAGUGUCUGCCAGUACAGAG